This is a messenger RNA of Pichia kudriavzevii, 735 nucleotides long. RefSeq lists its product as uncharacterized. The coding region runs from base 1 to 735 and encodes 244 amino acids. Gene Ontology annotation, biological process: L-tryptophan biosynthetic process. The transcript has a single exon. Gene Ontology annotation, molecular function: phosphoribosylanthranilate isomerase activity. NCBI's taxonomy places the organism in Eukaryota, Fungi, Ascomycota, Pichiomycetes, Pichiales, Pichiaceae. The record is from RefSeq and is a predicted model, not a curated record.
AUGGCAAAGAUUAUCAAAGUCUGUGGCCUAAAAACAGCUGAUGCUGCAUAUACUGCUAUUGAAAACGGUGCAAACCUGCUAGGUGUCAUUUUGGUUCCAAACCGUGCUAGAACGGUUGAUCCUCAACAAGCCAUCGAAAUAUCCAAGCUAUGUCGAGCAAAGAGGAUCUCAAACGGGUCCAGAUUUGUGGAUUCAAGAGAUUUACUAAAUUAUAUGAGGAAUAUUGAUGAGGUAGGGCCAGAGUGGUUCGAAAUAUCAGUAAAUCAAGUCACUGAAAAUGGGCCUUUCCUUGUUGGUGUUUUCCGUAAUCAACCUUUAGAAGACGUUAUUAAAGCUAGCAAAGAGCUUAAUUUGGAUUUUGUACAGUUACAUGGUUCUGAAAACGUGGAUGAUUAUUCUAGCCAACUUGAUAUCCCCGUUAUUUCAAGGUUCGUUCUUAAUAAACCUGGAAUAGAGAAUGCACUAAUGACCCAUAAGUUCAUCAUUCCAUUAUUAGAUUCCGAAGUGGGCGGAGAGGGGAAAUUGAUUGACUGGGAUGAUGCAAGUUCGUUUGGGGACAAGAUGAAAGGGAGAUACAUUUUAGCAGGUGGGUUAACACCGGAAAACGUGGACCAAGCGUUGAAUGUCAGUGGGUGUUGUGGCGUUGAUGUCAGUGGCGGAGUAGAGACUGAGGGCGUGAAAGAUUUGGGUAAAGUGAAAGCAUUUGUGGUUAAUGCCAAAAACACAUGUAAGUAA